This is a messenger RNA of Didymodactylos carnosus, 2313 nucleotides long. The record is from the annotation of a GenBank genome assembly. Lineage: Eukaryota; Metazoa; Rotifera; Eurotatoria; Philodinida; Philodinidae.
GAAAGCCAAUAUACAGUUCUAUCUCUUUUCACUUGAAAAUGGCAGCAGUGACUGUCGAAAUAUUGUGAAAAUAAAUCUGUGAUUUGAAUGAAUCAUGAUCUUCUCAGCAGUUCUCUACUUCAUUUCAUCAAAAAAUUUCUUGAUUUGUCCUGCGAGAGUAUGAUUUUUGAGAUUUUCAAGCUUCUUUUUAAGUCUUAAAUCAUAUACCAAACACUUUUAGAGCAGAAAAGAACUUAACAGAAAAAUGAGAGAACAACAGAAAAGAACAAAGUAGGAAAAGAAGAAUGAGUUUUUAAUAUUCAAAAUAAAGGCUGGUCUGAUAGAAAACACAUAACAUAGAAGUAAAACAAGAAAAGAGUGUCUACUAGCAGAGGAAUAGUUUUGUUAUAGAAUAAAAAACUGGACACAGCGCUAUUAAAAGCGCUGUGUCUCAUCGAUACAUCUAAGAACUAAGGAAUAUAGAGUUUUCAAAUUUUUUCCUUCUGAAGUGUUGUUUUGUAAAAGCAUAUGAUUUAAUGUUAUAUUUUCAUUGGUAAAAACAUUUCCAAAUUCUUCUAACAUAGUUUUCUCAUAUUAUCAUAUUGAUUCCGUAAGUGAUGACUUAUUUCUAUUGACAGCUACAUGCACAAGAUGUAUUGUUUAUCAGUUUUCUUUUCUCAAGAUGGCAAAAAUCAGGUCGGAAUCGUAGAAAAUAAAUUUCUAAUUUUCUCUUCUUAGUUUUAGUUGAUUACGUUUCUGAAAUGCAUUUUACUAUGAUAAUACGUCCUUCCAUCUUUUUUGUCUCAUGGCGAUAGCACAGUUCAGUAUUCUGUGCUCGAUCGAAUAUUAUUCGACCAAUUGUAGUCUUUCUGUACAGUGCUCACUAGGGAUGCACCGGUUACGGUUUAAUCGAACAACUGAUAUGUCUGCCACGUUUUCCUGUGGUCACGAUCCUAUGGUUAGAAAGAACAUUUUGAGCUACAUUUGUGUUUGUAUCCCGUCUUUCAGAGAUUUUCAUAGCAUAUGAAAUGCAGCGUUGGAAAUUAUCAGCAACUGGUUCUGGACUGCACUGUAAUGCUUAAAUUUUAAAUUAAAGGAGAAAACUUUGCCUUCUGCUAGUCCAAAGCGCUGAAUAAUUUGAAACAGAACUCAGAAAUCAGAAGAAGAAUACGUGGUAUAAUAGGUUUGACUCUUCUGUUCGAGUACGGUAACGAUACGCUUUUUUAUCAUCUGCUCUGACGAACCGUAAACUUACCGCAACUUUACCGCAUAUCGCUUAUUUGAAAUAUAGAAGAAAUAGAAAAAGCGAACGCUGAAAUUUUAACAUUAUUUGUUAAAAAACUUCUCUGAGAAUACCAAUUACAACCGAUAUCGAUUAUGUACUUAAUAUUUUUAUUACUUUUGCUAUCAGAUUAGUUAGCGGAAAAAUUUAACGGGAUAGAUGGGAAUUAUUAUAGAACCGCUCGAUAUAUCAUAGUAUUUGACCAAAUUGGUGCAGUCUCAUCUGCACCCGAUCUGUUUGGAAAAAAUGCUGUACAAUUACCAUCGCCCAAGAAGCUGCCAACAAAAAAAGAUACUAAAGAUGAAACAAUUGGUCAAUCAGUUAAUGGCAAAGGAUUUGUCGAUAGUGAUAAAUCAUGGACACCCCAGGCUAUUGAUGCAAUAUUCACGUUGUGUGAUCGAAUUGUGACUCAUUGGAAAUCCAGAUAUUUGCGCGUGCAAACUACCGUCUCGCUUCAUUCAGUGUUGUGCGGUGCAGACAAAAUAUUAACUAAAGUACCGUUAUUAUUUGCAGAUAGAGGUGUCAGAUUCGAUGUUAAAGAAGGUUUUGACAAAUACCAGAAUAUCUUCACACCGUUGUAUGAUCGUGAACUGUGGCACGAAUUUGUAAUUAGUCACAUUGAAAUGUUACAUUUGCAAAAGAAUGUGAAAGUGGAAUUUGAAAUAAACAGUUCAAAUAGCCGAAUAUUUUUUGGUGAAAUUCUAAUGGAUUAUGCAGACAACUACAAUUCACAAGAUCGUCUAUUCUCACCGUAUGAUGUUAUUCUUAUGACAAUUAAUAAUGAUAAUUAUUUUGGCGUUGUUGUAUAUGCUCGUCAUACACGCGUGAAAGAAGACAACCAGGAAACUAAUAAAUGCAGAACAAUUCAAGUUCACACACUUAUUGGUAUUUAUGUAUCUGAAAAGUGUAGUGUUCAGCAUCGUAAACGUCGCACGUUAAACCCUGUUGUCGAAAUUUCAAGAUUUAAAAGUUUGACGCCAACGAAACGAUGUUUAACAGCAAUUAAUAAUUUACCUUUCUCGAAUCAAGAUGUUUGUUGGCUCCUUCAUUGA